Molecule: messenger RNA, 1623 nt
Organism: Emiliania huxleyi CCMP1516
Lineage: Eukaryota; Haptophyta; Isochrysidales; Noelaerhabdaceae
Exons: 6
Coding region: 1-1623 (540 amino acids)
Biological process (GO): pyrimidine nucleotide-sugar transmembrane transport
Cellular component (GO): Golgi membrane
Molecular function (GO): pyrimidine nucleotide-sugar transmembrane transporter activity
Source: RefSeq, a predicted model, not a curated record
AUGAGGCUUCGCUGCUUUCUGCUGCCGCUCCUCGCCGCGCUCGCCGCCGGCAAGGCCAGCAGCGAAAGUGGGCAAUGCCCGCAGUUCAUGUAUCCACUGCUCCGCCACGCCAUGUCGUCGGCGAGGCGCGGCGCAGUUCUCGACGUGGGUGCCAACGGCUGCGAGGUGAUGGCUGCGCUCAAGGACGGCUGGCGCGUCGUGGGGGUGGCGUGCCUCGAAGCCGCAUACAACGAGCUGCGAAGCACUGCAGUCGGGGAGCACCCGAACGCGACUCUGCUGCACGUGUGCGCGAGCAGCGGCGCCAUCCGCAGCGCGCCAUCGCGAUACACUGCGGUGAUGAGCAAUGGGUCCGUGGUGCGGCUGCAGCUCGCCGAUCCAGGCGACGGCUACCUGCUGUGGCAGGCCAACACCGUGGCACCCCUGUUACCUCUCGACGAGCUUAUCCCCACGGAGGAGCGCGUCGCCGUCAUAAAGGUCGACGUGGCUGGCGCGCAGUUCCAGUACGAGGUGCUGCUCGGGCUGCUGCAGACCAUCGGCCGGGACCGACCGGUCAUCGGGUACGAGGAGGUUGGCGUCCGCCUCGAGAAGCAUGGCGACCCGAGCCACUACCUGAAGCAGCUCGGCUACGCCUGCCACCCGCACGGCGAGAACAAACACCAGCGGCUGUGGCAGUUGAGGACGCUCUCGGUCAAGACGCGUGACUGUGCGCUCGUCGCGCUCGCCGUGCAGGCGUCCUUCCAGAUCGUGUCCAUGGCGGCGGCGCGGCGGCCGCACCAGCCUCGAUUCCUGGCCUCUGCCGCCGUCGUUAGCGCCGAGGCGCUCAAGAUCGGCGUGAGCGUGGCGAUCCUGCUGCGCGAGCAGGUGCGCGGUGGCGAGGCGGCGCUGUCAGUCCUUUGGAGGCAGGUCGUGGUUGACUGGCGCGGCACUCUCGCCCUCUUCCCUCCGGCGCUCAUCUACCUCGUGCAAAACAACCUGCUCUACCUCGCGGCCGCGCACCUCGACGCCGCGGCGUACCAGGUGCUGUACCAGCUCAAGCUGCUCACCGCCGCCCUCUUCUCCGUGCUCCUGCUCGGCCGCCGCCUCUCUCCCCGCCGGUGGGGCGCACUGCUCGUCCUGUUCGUCGGGGCACUCCCCAGAUGCAGUGCACACGGACCCGUGCCCUGUCCACACCUCGAGAGCACGCAUGCCGCUGCGGCGGGCGUCUGGACCGAGGCGCGGGUCAAGCGCACCGCCCAUGUCAGCGUGGCGGUGCGCAACGUCCAGCUCGGUCUCGCCUCCCUCGCCGCCGGGGCUUGCUCCGUCUGCUGGCUCGACGCCGAGGCGGUGCGGCAGCGUGGCCUCUUCGCCGGCUUCACCCCUCUCGUGUGGCUCGUGGUGCUGCAGGUCGCCGCGGGCGGCUUGAUCAUCGGCGUCGUGCACAAGCACGCGGACAACAUCGCCAAGGGUUUCGCGACAUCGCUCUCCAUCCUCCUCUCCUCGGCCCUCUCCGCGCUGCUGCCCUCGCUCCGAUUCUCGCCCAGCCCGCGCUUCUUGCUCGGCGCCGUGCUGGUGGUCGCCGCGACCGCGGUGUACUGCCUCAGCACCGACGCGCCCUCCGGCGAGCGGCAGCGGAGAGAACGAUGA